Messenger RNA from Durotheca rogersii, 2009 nucleotides. Its product is annotated as PLP-dependent transferase. The transcript is spliced from 3 exons. Gene Ontology annotation, biological process: sphingolipid catabolic process; carboxylic acid metabolic process. NCBI's taxonomy places the organism in Eukaryota, Fungi, Ascomycota, Sordariomycetes, Xylariales, Xylariaceae. The record is from RefSeq and is a predicted model, not a curated record. Gene Ontology annotation, molecular function: pyridoxal phosphate binding; sphinganine-1-phosphate aldolase activity. Gene Ontology annotation, cellular component: endoplasmic reticulum. Bases 210 to 1913 code for a protein of 567 amino acids.
GUCCGGAUCCCGUCUUCGCUCCCUGGGUCUCCUCUUUCUCUGGGUCUGUUCCUUCGCAUCUGGGGCUUUUCUCGUGUCCGUGUUCCUCGCCCCCCUCCCCCCAUUCCGCCAUUCUCCGACUCCACGAGGCUCGGCCGGAAUAUACACAUACCUACACGCUACUUUUCGCAAUUGAGACUUCUUGAGACGCUUCUACCGAGAUCGACACCAUGCCUGGCUCCUCGCGAAUGCCCAUCAGCUUGCUCGAGAGCCUCAACACUGUUAAGCGAGUGCGGCCGACGAAUCCACUCCAGCUCUUUAACUUCGAUUUACUCCGGAAUAUCAUCUUUUUCUUCUUCGUACUGCGUAUACUUCGACAGACAUUCUGGCAGCUCAAGGGACGCGGCAUCAUCGGCUCCAUCGUAGAGCUAUACCGGGAUGCGCGGCGUACGCUAUACGGGUAUUUCCUGCGGGCGCCGGGUGUCCGGACCAAAGUGCGCAAGCAGAUCAACGAAUCCUUAGCCAAAGUCGAGGCGAAGAUGAUACCCACUACUGGUACCCGAUACCUCACUCUACCGAAAGAAGGGUGGACGGAUGACGAGGUGCGAAAGCAGCUCGAGACACUGGCCAAUAUGGAGCACACUAAAUGGGAAGAGGGCUACGUAUCCGGUGCCGUGUAUCACGGAGAGGAAGACCUGCUAAAGAUACAAACUGAGGCCUACGGCAAGUUUACCGUCUCGAAUCCGAUACAUCCGGACGUCUUCCCAGGCGUGAGAAAGAUGGAAGCCGAGGUUGUUGCCAUGGUCCUUUCUUUGUUCCAUGCCCCGCCGGCUGCUGCCGGUGUGUGCACGAGUGGAGGGACGGAGAGUAUCCUGAUGGCAUGCUAUAGCGCGAGGCAGAAGGCGUACGCCGAGCGCGGCGUUACCGAACCCGAGAUGAUUCUCCCCGACACCGCGCACACGGCCUUCCGCAAAGCUGGCGACUACUUCAAGAUCAAGGUUCAUUUGGUGUCUUGCCCUGCACCGAGCUAUCAGGUCGAUGUCCACCGUGUAUCCCGUCUCAUCAAUUCUAACACCAUCCUCCUUGUCGGGUCUGCGCCCAACUUCCCCCACGGUAUCAUGGAUGACAUCUCUGCCCUCUCCAAGUUGGCAUUUAAACGCCACCUACCAUUGCACGUCGACUGCUGCCUGGGCUCAUUCUUGGUUCCCUUCCUCGAUAAAGCCGGCUUCGAGACGGAACCUUUCGAUUUCCGGCUCAAGGGCGUCACCUCCAUCUCGUGCGACACGCAUAAGUACGGUUUCGCGCCGAAGGGCAACUCGACGGUGCUCUAUCGCACCCAGGAACUGCGCACCUAUCAAUACUUCGUAUCACCCGACUGGUCCGGCGGCGUCUACGCCUCGCCCGGCAUCGCGGGCUCGCGGCCGGGCGCGCUGAUCGCGGGCUGCUGGGCGAGCAUGAUGCGCGUGGGCGAAGCCGGGUAUAUAGACUCGUGUGUUAAGCUCGUGGGAAGCGCCAGGAAGAUCGCGGAGUACGUCUCCAACUCGCCAGUGCUGAGCACGGAACUCGACCUCAUCGGCCGACCGCUGGUGUCGGUAGUGGCAUUCACAGCGCGCAACCUCGACAUAUACGACAUAGCCGACGGCAUGAACGCCAAGGGCUGGCAUCUCAACGCGUUGCAGAACCCGCCAGCCGUGCAUGUCGCCGUCACGCUCCCGGUGGCCAAGGUCUGGGAGCGCCUCGUCGUCGACCUCGAGGACGUCAUCGAGACCGAGCGCGAGAAAGAGCGGGUCCGCGUUGUCGAGGGUAAGGGGUCGUCCAAGAAGGGGACGACGGGCGACACGGCUGCCCUGUACGGCGUCGCCGGCAGCCUGCCCAACAAGGCUGUCGUCGUAGACCUGGCGAACGGAUUCCUAGACCUACUGUACAAGGCGUGAUGAUAACAGACGAGCGAGUAAGAUGACAAGGUCGAGCGGCCGAGCCAAGUCGCCGUCCUUUUUUUUCCCUUCUACAUUCAAAGGAAAGGGCGGCGG